Messenger RNA from Uloborus diversus, 2599 nucleotides. RefSeq lists its product as uncharacterized. The coding region runs from base 129 to 542 and encodes 137 amino acids. The transcript has 4 exons. The record is from RefSeq and is a predicted model, not a curated record. Lineage: Eukaryota; Metazoa; Arthropoda; Arachnida; Araneae; Uloboridae.
UUUGCCUUUGCUAACUCAAAAUAAUAAUAAUCCAAAUUUAUUGCUCGUUGUAAUGUAUGCAUUAAUGUUUAUAGCUGUAGGUUUUUAUAACAAAAAAUUUAUUAGUUUGGAUGAGGUAACUCAGCAGAAUGUUCACUUUUGAGUAUAACACAUGGAACUCGAUUUUGCACGAGUAUUACAUUUUAUCAUUGUUGAUUAGUGUACUUGCAGUUGUUGUGACUUUUAUUGUCUCAAGAAAAGCAAACUUCCUGGCAACUAUAAAAGACAAAAUUGAAGUAUCUCCACAAGUUGAAGAGAAAACUUCAAUGGAUGAAGCGGAAGAAGAUACAACUGAAGUACCUACUGUAAAUAUGAAACGAUCACCGGCUUUGGUUGCAGAAAAAGUAAUUCAGGCCAACAUGACUGAGGAACAAAAAUUACUUGAACAUCAAGUUCGACAGAAACAAUUGGCACAGAUUUAUGAACUCAUGUUGAAGCAAAGUGAUAAAUUUGGAAGCAUCAGCUUGUCAGAAGUAGAAGAGCAAAUGAAGCUGUACCAAUAAACACAACUAAUAUCUUUCUGGAGUGUAAAGGAGAGUGAUUGUAGAAAAAUACUUAAAGAAGAAGGUGCGUCAAAACUUAAAGAUUUUACAAACAACAAACUUGAAAUUACACUCUAUCUAGUCAUUUUUAAAUGUAUUUGAUCAACAAAAUGAGUUUAUUGCUUUUUAUGGCAUUGUUAAAUGAUGAUUCUUCUGCAAAUUUGUUUAUUUAUCAAACAUAUUUUCCUACAAUUGUAAUUUACUAAUAUAACUUAUGAAUAAUGGAAAAAAAAAAAAUUAUGAAAGAAAGCUAUAUUGGCAUAUUUUACUAGUCAAACUUAAGAGUCAUAUAAUAUGUAUCUUACAACUUGAAAUGUUAUUUGAUAUUAUUUUGGCCUGAGCAUUUUCUUUUAAUGUGCUUUGAAGUUGUAAUGAAAAAAAAAUCGCUCCGAAUGGAUAAUAGCUUUUCCUGUUUUCUUGUCAAUUUGUUAUUUAAAUUCUUUUCUUAAAACCAAAGACUUUAUAACAUACACAACAAAAAUCUUAUGCUGCUGUAUAAAUUUAAUAAAUAUGUAUUAAAAGGUUUUUUUCCCCUGUGCAUUAUCCCUAAAAAAAACUUCAUUUAUUUGUGAAAAUGAUAUAUGCUAACAGAAAAAACCUGGCACUUGGGUUUUAAGUAAAAUUUGAUUUUUUUUUCUUUUUGUCUCCUUUCGGAAAUGGGGUAAAUUACACAUAAUAUUAGAAAAUUUCAUAAGCAUGCUCUAACUCACUUAUAUGUAAGAUUUUUUAGCCACAAAAUUAAAAUUUUGUUCUUGCAUUCAGUUUGGAACAUUUUUUAUCUUUCAAAAACGUUUUAACUAUUUUGAUGACAUAAAAUCACGACAAAACAACUGUUAGAGAGAAGUUUGUGAAAACCUAUGUUGUAGAUUAUUAUACAUUUAAUAACUUCUAUACAUUUGUAUGGACCAAAAUGUUUUCUUUUGUCAUUUAUCAAAACUUAGUGUUUUUUGAGAUAAGCGGUUAGCUUUGUGACUCACACUUAUGACAUUAAUAAAAUAUUUUGUGAGCCACUCAGUUUUUAUCUUUUUUCAAACUUGAAAGAAUGACAAGGCGUCAACUAUGUUAUAACAUUUUGUGGUGUAAGAUAUCAGGACAUUUGGCCCCCGUUGAAAAUUUUUGUUUGAAUGAGAAGUAAGUGCUUUUUAAAAUGAGAAUGUAUAAAAAAAUUUACACUGCAUUGUAGUGUAGUGUAAAAAUUAGUAAACAAUGUGUAUACUACACUGUAGUGUACACAUAACUGUUUAUGCUUUUUGUUUAGCAGUUUUAAUUAACUUAAUCAUAUUUUUAUUGGUGGAUAUUUUUAUUACUUGUAUUUCUUAAAAGUUUGUUUAUUUUCAGAAGUGUUAAUUUGUUCUUUAAGUUAUAAUUGAAAAAUUAUGAAAUGUCACACAUUUUUUAGUUUAAUGACUAAUUUGAGAUGACUAUUUUUAUGUCACUAUUACAGCUGUAGGAGUUUAUGCUGUUUCGUAAUACUGCUACUACCGGUUAAUUAAUGUUGACUCCUAUAACAGUAAAGAAAUUAAUUUUUCAUUCAAAGUUUAUUUCUCACACAUUGAAAUCUGCCACUAGACGUGUAUUUUUUGAAAAAAUAAUCAAUUGUUCAAUGUCUACUUGCUAGAGUUUAUUUCUUGUAUAUUACAAAAUGCAUAAAUAUACAUAUCAAACUGUAAAUAUUGAAUAAAUAUUGCUUUUUAUGUUUUUGAAUUAAGAUUAAUAAUUCAAGUAUAUAAGUUACUGCAUUUUUAUUAUGAAAAAAGUAAUAAUUACAAAUGCAUAUCAAAUGAACUUCAUUGAAAAAUAGAGAUGAGCAAUGUUGUUCUUUUUAAUGAUUAGUUCAUCAGAGAAUCGUUCAUUCUUUUGACCUAUUUGCUGAAUUCGUUCAUUUAAAAAGGUUGCAGGUAGUCUCUCUGCAACUGGGGCGGAUCCAGACAGUUUUGUAAGGGGGGUCAAAGUCCAAUGGCCAACGCAAAAAAUAUUAGUUAAGCAGGGAUGUCUCGCCUACAAGGUUGAUGGUUACC